AGAAAAAAAAUUUAAAAAAAAUGAAAAAACAAAAACUCUUCAAAUUCUUCGAAGGAAAUUCUACUUUCAUUUAGCCUAAUCUUGGAUCUUGUCACGGACGCUGUCCGUUCAAUCUCCGGCGUUGUUUCUGGUCUUGGAAAACCGAAGAGUUAACCGACCCCUGAUUAUUGGCUUAUACUCAGAGACAAGCAUUGCAUCUUGAGUGGCUUAUGUACUUCACUGAAUUUGACAGAGUUACGAGCCUGGAGAAAAAAAAAAAUUGAUCCAGAAUUUGAAGGAUAACAAAGAAAAUGAAUCAGGGCUUCUGGACAGCUAAAGGUUCUGGCUGUUUAAAUGAUGGUGAAAUGGCUUACGAUAGUUCUUCCAAAAUUGAGCCCAAACGUUCUCAUCAGUGGUUUAUGGAUGGUCCUGAGGCAGAUCUAUUCCCCAAUAAGAAACAGGCAGUGGAAGCUUCAAGCAACAAUUUAUUUUCUGGAAUGUUAAAUCCAUGGGCUAAUGCUUCUAGUUUUAAUUCAAUAUCCGGAAAUUUCACUGAACGAUUAUUCGAUUCUGAAACAGCCAGGACUGUUAAUUUUGAUGACCGAAACAUUCUGUCAGCCGGAACCGAUAAAGUUAAUGCGGCUAGAAAGCUUAACGAGGAUCCAUUUGGAAGUGACUCUUUAUUUGGUUUAUCCAUGUCUCACACACUGGAAGAUCCUAGAUCAGGACUUAAUUUUGGGGGAAUCAGAAAAGUGAAAGUGAGCCAGGUAAAGGACUCUGAGAAUCUAAUGCCUGUACCAAUUGGACAUAGCUUUGACAGGAUGGACAAUAACUCGAUUUCAGCAGUUGAUGCUUAUGACAAGUUGGACAGCAAUUCCAUGUCUACAGGUCUUGCUUUUAACAAAGGAGAUGACAACAUCUUGACAAUGAGUGAGUCUUAUGAUAGGGAGAAUAACAUUUUCAUAUCUAUGGGACAACCCUAUAGCAAAGGGGAUGAUACCAUAGCAAUGGGCACAUAUAAAGGAAGUAACAGUACUCUACCAGUAAGCCAUGCAUUCAGCAAGGAUGACAGCAAUAUCAUCUCUAUGGGUCAAACAUACAACAAGACUGAUGACAAUUCAAUGGUUGUAGGUCAUGUUUACAGUAAGGAAGAUGAUAGUACUGUAUCAUUAGGUCACACAUAUAGCAGGGGUGAAAACAAUACUUUAUCAAUAGGUCAGUCUUAUAGUAAAGGUGAGAGCACAAUAAUAUCAUUUGGUGGCUAUGAAGAUGAUGGUCCAAAUUCCUCUAGUAGACUUUUACCUAAUUAUGAGUUUUUGACUGGCCAGUCUUCUGUUCAGAAAUCAGAAGUACUCAACCAGCAAACUUUGGGUAAAUCAAAUGCUGAUGCACUUACUGCCCCAAUAGCUGUUUCCAGCACUGUUUGUAAGAAAAAAGAAGACGCCAAGGUCUCUAAGAAGAUUCCUCCCAACAAUUUUCCUUCAAAUGUUAGAAGUUUGCUAUCAACUGGCAUGCUGGAUGGAGUUCCUGUGAAAUACAUUGCUUGGUCACGGGAGAAGGAACUCUGUGGUGUUAUAAAGGGUUCUGGAUAUCAAUGUGGUUGCCAGUCAUGUAAUUUUUCUAAGGUGAUUAAUGCAUAUGAAUUUGAGCGACAUGCUGGGUGCAAAACAAAACACCCCAACAAUCACAUAUAUUUUGAAAAUGGGAAGACCAUUUAUGGGAUUGUCCAAGAGCUCCGAAGCACACCUCAGAAUAUGUUGUUUGAAAUUAUUCAAACAAUAACUGGUUCACCUAUCAAUCAGAAGUCCUUCCGCCUUUGGAAAGAGUCUUUUCUAGCUGCAACUCGUGAGCUUCAGCGUAUAUAUGGGAACGAUGAAGGAAAACAAUUGCAAUAAACUACCCUUGUUGAAAUUUUGAGAUGCAAUCGUCUUUGUUUUGCACAUACAUGGCUUUUUAGCAAAACACUGUCAUCAUAGUGGGUGCAACUAACUUCAGGGUUUGAAUCUCUUCCUGUUUGACAUCAAGGGAUAAUGAAGUGAAUGUAGGAGAUCAACUUUACACACAGAAUAGAAGCAUUUUGAUCCUUUUAUUACAUGUAACCUCUUGGUUCAUAACAUUUUUGAGGGAAAAAGGUUGAAAUUUGAAAUCUGUUUUCUUUUAGAAGGAAAAUGUCUGUAUUCUUUUUAGCACUCUCAUCCUCUCUGUUUUCAAUCUUCAUUGUACAUAUGAUGCAUUGUUACUAGAAGUUGCUUUGAUCAUGGCAGCAGAGAAUCUUUGUUGGAUGUUUCUUUUGUUUCUUUAUUUCAUAAAAGAUUUUUGUAAUUCGGUAUCACCACGUGGAACUAAUUGUUGAGAGAGGUAGUCCUAUGGAAUUCAGAAUCACCAAGAAAUUUUGGAUGGGUUUCAGAUUUUUUUUCU
Carica papaya (papaya) is the source of this 2397-nucleotide messenger RNA. RefSeq lists its product as uncharacterized. Gene Ontology annotation, cellular component: nucleus. Gene Ontology annotation, molecular function: RNA polymerase II transcription regulatory region sequence-specific DNA binding; chromatin binding; histone binding. Gene Ontology annotation, biological process: positive regulation of transcription by RNA polymerase II. Lineage: Eukaryota; Viridiplantae; Streptophyta; Magnoliopsida; Brassicales; Caricaceae. The record is from RefSeq and is a predicted model, not a curated record.